Funneliformis mosseae is the source of this 129-nucleotide messenger RNA. The record is from the annotation of a GenBank genome assembly. NCBI's taxonomy places the organism in Eukaryota, Fungi, Glomeromycota, Glomeromycetes, Glomerales, Glomeraceae.
AUGGAGAAAAUUUCCUAUAAUCUGAAAGUAGAACAAGACUUGAGAAAAGAGUUAUCUGCUUACAUGGAAAAAGGAUUCACUUUACAGAGCCAGACGAAAGAAGAUCUUAUACUAGUAUUAUUACUAUAA